UAUGCGCGAUGCCACCAGCCUAUCUACAGUGCCACCACCACUCAGUCAUGACGAGGCAUUACGGAGACAGCAACAACCAGGCGGGGGAUAUUUUCUUCGAAUUGGAGGCAACGUUCAGUGCCAAGGUGUACCUCAUUCUGACGCAGCUGAAACAGGCAGGCAUGUCGCCCGCAGCGUUCAUCCUCGAGCGCUACGACUUGGAUACUCCGAGCGAGAUAACAUUCUACGACGACAGCAUGGGGAGAGAUGUGCAGUGCGCUGCCGGUCCGUUCGGCUUCACGAAGACAACAAAAGCAAAGCUUUCGGAGUUUUCAUAAACAAUCCAGAACAAGCAGAAAUG
This is a messenger RNA of Rhipicephalus sanguineus (brown dog tick), 340 nucleotides long. RefSeq lists its product as uncharacterized. The transcript is spliced from 2 exons. Bases 9 to 317 code for a protein of 102 amino acids. Lineage: Eukaryota; Metazoa; Arthropoda; Arachnida; Ixodida; Ixodidae. The record is from RefSeq and is a predicted model, not a curated record.